Selaginella moellendorffii is the source of this 1020-nucleotide messenger RNA. RefSeq lists its product as uncharacterized. The record is from RefSeq and is a predicted model, not a curated record. Lineage: Eukaryota; Viridiplantae; Streptophyta; Lycopodiopsida; Selaginellales; Selaginellaceae. The coding region runs from base 14 to 901 and encodes 295 amino acids. The transcript has 4 exons.
UUAGGGUUCCUCGAUGGAGCCAUCGCCGACGAUGCUGGAUCCUGGCGUGGGAGUUCUAUCCCCGGGCGUGGCUUCGGGCGCGGGGAUCACAUCCGGAUUCCCGCAGUGCGUCGCGGCGACGAGCGCUGGCGCGGGAUUCAAGCAGAACGUCUUCAUCCUCCGCCACGGCGAGCGCCGGGACGAUGUCGACAAGGAGUGGCUCGCGAAUGCGUCGCGUCCCUGGGAUCCGCCGCUCACCGAUGCGGGUAAGAAGCAGGCCUGGAAUGCGGGGAGGAAGCUCCGGCUCGCGGGAUUUGAGAUCAACAGAGUUUUGAUCUCCCCGUAUCUUCGAUGCGUCCAAACGGCUGCCGAGGCGAUCAUGGCGCUUUGCGUGAAUCAGACUGAUCUGGGGAACGAUAGCAGCACUGGAGUUGUGAUUGAUCCCUCCAAGGUGAAGGCUUCGAUCGAGUUUGGUCUCUCGGAGGUCAUGAACAGCAUUGCUAUAAGAUUUCCACGCUCCUCUCCGGAUGUUCCUUGGAUACUUGAUCUUGGCGAACUCCAGUCACUGCUGCCCGCUGGAACUCUGGAUGCAGUGGCACAGUCUAUGUGGCCACAGCUGCCAGAAUGGCCAGAGGAAACCGAGGCUUCUCAUGUGAGAUACGGGAAAACUUUCCGAGCGGCCGCUGAUAGGUUCCCCGGAGAGAACAUCCUGUGCGUUACACACGGUGAAGGAGUCGCAGUUUCGGUGUCCCACUUGCAGCCAGUGCUGGUCUACGGCGUCGACUACUGCGCUUGCUCGCACUGGCAACGCACAGUCCGAGAGAUCGAUGGAAAGCUGAGCGCUGGCGAGUUCGAGCUUCGCACGGAGCCGCUCGAGUCGGGUGUUUUGUUCGGGGACGUUUUCAAAGAAGUUCCCGCGUAGAAGAGCAUACAAAAAUACUUGUACGAUAUUGGAAUGGAGCCACGAUUCCAAAGAAUAAUCUCGUGAACUUAAUUACAAAGAAUAAUCUCGUGUUCUUGAAAGAACCAAGUUUCCAGGAA